Messenger RNA from Numida meleagris (helmeted guineafowl), 5579 nucleotides. RefSeq names its product HBS1 like translational GTPase (gene HBS1L). Gene Ontology annotation, biological process: translation. Gene Ontology annotation, molecular function: GTP binding; GTPase activity. The coding region runs from base 367 to 2280 and encodes 637 amino acids. The record is from RefSeq and is a predicted model, not a curated record. The transcript has 5 exons. Lineage: Eukaryota; Metazoa; Chordata; Aves; Galliformes; Numididae.
CAAACAUGGUUGUAGCAAUUUAUUCAGUUUGCGCUGUGCACAAUGGCUUACAUACACAGGAUUACACUUCAAGUCCCAAUAGGACACCUGAGGCCAGAUGGGCCACCCAGCAGCCCUCCCGCCUGUCGAGCCCCUCCUGCUGUGUGAAGGCGGAGGCCCCGCCACGCCACGCUGCCCCCACGCCCACCGAUCAGCACGCGCCGCAUCUGCCGCUUAGCGCCGCGCAUGCGCGAAGCCGCGGCGCGGGCGGAAGUGUGCUCGGCGCGCUUGCGCAGAGGGUUUCUGCGCGACCCGGCGGAGACCAACAUGGCGUCCUAGGCCCACCGUCCUCAGCGUCAGCGGGCGAGCGACGCGGCCGUCGCCAUCAUGUCCCGGCACAGGAACGUCCGAGGCUACAACUACGACGAAGAUUUUGAAGAUGAUGAUGUGUAUGGCCAGUCAGUAGAAGAUGAUUAUUGCAUUUCUCCUUCUACAGCAGCUCAGUUUAUCUACUCAAGACGAGACAAACCAGCAGCGUUUGCUGAGCCAUUGGAAGAGGAAUAUGAUUAUGAGGAUACAGAAGAUACUGCUGGUUAUUGUACGUCCAAUCAUCAGCUGACUGAAGUUGAUAGAGCUCGUCUUAGUUCAUGCCUUGAUCAAAUGAGAGAAGUUUUGGCAGAGUCUGUACCAGAGCAAGCGAUGGUGCAAGCAGUACUGGAUAGUAAAUUUGAUGUACAGAAGGCUUUGGAUCUUGUGCUUUCACAAGGCAGUAAGCAAAAUGUGAAGAGCAAGGAUGAGGAUGCUAUGAUUGUAAGAAAGACGACAAAAGGAGACUUUCUUUGUUUUCCAGAAUUACUUGCUAAUAAAAACUGUUUCUCUUGUGCAGUAGAAAAUAUUGACAGCACCAGCAAAUCAGAGCUUGGAAACUUGGCAGCCAAAACUGGUUCAGCUUGUUCCUUAACUGCAAAUGACAAAAUGCUCCGUAAUGUAGAAAAAUCUGGUAUAUAUUCAUCUGAAAAGAAAGGAUCCAAACCCUCUUCACUUAUUCUGUCUUCUUCCAGUGAUGAUAUCUGUAUAGGAUCAUUUUAUGAGCCUGUGAAUAAUAAGACAGAGAAUCAGCUAUCAGAAAGUGAUAGUGUAGUAGGUUCUAUUCCUGACAGUGAAGAUGCUUGCUGUAGCAUAGGAGGUAGCCCAUCUGGAAGAUCUUCAUUUAAGAAGUUCAAAUGCAAGGAAACACAGGACUUGGAAUCCUUGCUGAUGCAGAAUGUGGCUUGUGAUUCUGUGAGUCUUAAAGACAGCAUUCCGUCUGUUUCCUCAAAAACGUAUGAUGGCAGUAGUAAUGAAAAUGUUUGCAGUCCUUGCGUAACGAGCGCUUUAGGAGAAUUGGCUCUUGAUGAUGAAGUCAGUCAUACUGCAAAUAGAAAGAAUGAACUCCUUGACAAUUUUUCUUCACUUGUGCAAAGUAGAAAGCAAGAAAGUCCCUCUUCAGAGAUGGCUGCAUUGCCAGUGUUAAGGUCUGGAAGUACAUCAUUGGCUGACUUACUUCAGGAGCACCAGGAAAGCGGUGCAGGCCACUGUUAUUCUUUGGCUGAUCUUUAUACCCAGUCAACAGCAAGUGUCACAGAUGAGAAUUUGGGAACCUCAUCGUUAUCACAGCUAGUAAGUCAACCACAAACUUCAAGCGGUAUGCCAGAGUUAACAGGAUCUUUGUCUUCUCUAGCCCUCUCUACGGUUUCUCCACUAAAGGAGGUUGAGAACUUAACGCUGUCUGAUUUAAUAGCAGAGGCUAUUGAAGUAGAUGACACUCAACAAAAACCAAACUUUUCUGUACUCAGUGUAACUGAAUUGAAGCCCUCUAAAAGAACAAACAUUGAUUUAAGUGUCCUUUUAAAAAAUGCGGAUGCACCUGCAGAACAAAAUGUAAUAGGACAGUCAAAUAUCUUAAUUCCUGAAACAAAAAGUUUAAAAGCAAAGCAGGGAAAAUGUUCUGGCUUAGGUAAAACAAAUAAAAACAGAAGAGGGCUUACUUGUAAGAGGCGGGACUUGUCCCUUUCAUGGAUGAAGGCUCUGCGUGCAAGACCUUCAGCUUUUGCUUUAACUUUAUGUCUCCCUUAUCCUCCAAAAGGUUUUAAGCGACGCACAAUUGGUAUGCAUAAAGCUUUCCUGUACAGUAGACAAGUACAAGACGUAAAACCUAAGGAAAUUGCUCCUCAAACAACCAUAACACCAUUUGACUUCAAAACAGCAUCUCCUGAUGAUAUUGUAAAAGCUAAUCAACAAAAAGCUUUUACAAGAAAGUAGCACAAAGAAAAGUGAAAGAAUCCAUGCUUUUAUCUUGGUAUGUUGAAAAAAGAAAUAUAUAGGACCUAUUUACAAUCCAGAAUUGAGUUUUUAAAAUUUUUAGUUGAUGUGACAAUUCACACUGUAAGAUUGGUAACAAAUUUGUAUGUGAACUUUUUAGCUGUUGCACUGAAUAUCUUUAUUUUUGCCUAACUUUCACUGACAACUUUUUUAACUUUUAUGAAGUCUUGAACUUUAGUGUGUAGAUAUGGCAUGUCCAACAUCUUAUAAACCUCAUUAGACUUCUUGAAACACCUGUCUAGGGGUGUGUGUAUGUAUAUAUUUCAUGGGGAAGAACACUGAAGUAUUAUUUUUUGAAAUAACUCAGCUUUGCUAUAUAGGGUAUAGUUUGGGGAGUGGGAACCUCAGUUUAGAUUACGGCUGUUUUAUUAAAUGUUCUUAAAGCUAAAUCUCCUGGUAAGGUAUGCUGUUAAACUGCCACUCUUUUAAUUUGUUAUUUCUCCUCAGUGUCGCUAUUUUCUUCUAUCUUUAUUGUACUUAGAAAAUCUUUCAUUUUUAAAAAGCCUCACUAACCUCAGGUUUUGAUUGAAAGCUGUAAUAGGACAUGUAUAGUUUUUAAUAGGACCAAAUUAGUUGGGGAGCAAGCACUUACAUUUAAAAUUGCAUUCCCUUUCUUCCAUUCUCUAGUCAUCUGUCAGAAUGUGAUUUUCAGAAUUUUAGAACAGCUGUUUUGUAGAUACGUAUGUGACACGUUUUUCAAGAGAAAUUUUAGUAGAAUUCUGUUAUUUGUUCUCAAGUCUUUCAGAAAAGCAUUGGAUUAAAUUCUUCUAACUUUAGCACGGGUGUCUUUGCUUAAUGGAAGAAAAUGUUUCAGACAAAACAUAGGUGCUGUUUAUAUCUGCCUCUUGUCUGUUUUGAAGAGAGCUUCCACAGUGGUGUACACGUACUGUUUUCUAUUGUUGCCACCCCAUCUCUGUUAUUUCAGAGCUUUACACUGAAGAUCAGAAUCGGGACAUUUAGGACUGACUUUUUUAGCUGAUAACCGGAUUCUGGUGCCCUUGUUAGUCAAGUUAGUGACUGCGUGUAUCUUUCAAUUUUUCUGUUAGUAUACAUUAAUUUUUUUGAUGUACUUCCAGUGUCAGUGUUUUAGAUCCCGAUCAGCAAUAUGUGCAAUAGAGGUACUGCUGCAACUGAAAAAAUACAUUUGUUCAUAUACUGCAAUACACUUAUUCAUGAUGAACUUGGCAGCUAGUAUAGAACCGCAGAUACAGUUUUAAUCUGUUUUUCAUUUAGCAUGUUAUAUCAAGAAAUCAGACAAAAACUUAAGUUGAUUCCUGACUUCAGGUUGCACUAUAAUUUUGUUUCUAAAUUAAAACAGGAUGCGUUCCAGUGCACUCAGGUAUAAAUUUCAUGUUCUGUAUAUUUUGCUUGUUUGUCUAGUUGAUGCUAGCUUUUGUUUUGUAGGACUGUCAGCAAUUUGACCUCUGACCUCACGAAUGAAAUUCAUGUUUCUAAUUCUUACUAAUAAAAGUUCUAUUUAAUAACAGUGCUGCAGUGUUUACGUUCUAGAUUACAUGUUACAUUUAGUCAUCUGUAUCCUUACUUGUUUCAAGUGCCUUAAAGCAUUGAAGUAUAAGCAAUACAAUCCAGCGUACAUACUGUGUUCUCAUAAGUUCAUGAGCAGGAACAGAAUCGUUGUACUUCCUUUGCCUUUUGGUAGAGGAUCUACCUUUCUUCCUUAAAUUACCAUCCAGGUAGUUUCUUGAGCGUUCUUAGUUGCAUAUGCUUGAGGGAAUUAGAUUGUAGAAGUCUAUACAGAUUGUACAUUAUUUCAUUGAUUAGUUUCAGUAGCAAAUUCUACUUUUUGAACAACAUUAAAUACUUUCUAUAGCUGCCAGUUUCUCUGUAGUUAGUAUUAACUUCUCACUGCUACAAAGUCCAAAUGUAUUUUUCCCACAGGCAAAAUGUCCUAUUUGGAGAAUUUAUUCUUAAAAUUCGCAGUUUGUUUUUUAAUGGUUUGUAUUCUUCUAGUAGAUAGAUUUUAAUUUCGUAUGUAAAGUAAUAGUGGAAAGCUUGCUAAAGGCAUGCCUGGCUAUAUAUUGGAGAUGUUUUUGCUUUCUUACUUUCCAUGUACUCUUGGGGCUCUCAUUAAUGUUCUUAUAGGUAGGGAUUUCUAACGUGUAUUUUCUAAAAUUUUUCUUGGAAUAUUUUUUUUCCUUUAGAUCUUUGUUGUGUUGAACUUUUCAUUGUUGUUGGUCUGUUUUCUCAAUCUCUCAUCUGCUGAUCUUUGCCUGAAAUUUCUUAACAUUUGUAAUAAACUUAGAGCUGAGUACUGGACAUACAUGGAAAUAAAUAUCCAUGGAUUGAUUUGGAAAGCAUGUACAAGAAGUAGGUGGCAACGUGUAGUACUUGGAACAGUUUUGCCAUGGGUUUCAUGCAGAUGAAACUUGGAAUAAGUGACCGAAGCCAAAGGGCAUCAGUAUUAUAUGUUUAUUGGGGUUCUUACUAUGGGAUUGGUACCUUAGUAAACAACUUUGGAUCUUGGUAGCUUUGGUAGCUACAUUUUCAUGUAUAUAUAUUUUUUUCACUUACAUGUAUCUCAGUAUUACCAGUGAUGUUGAAGAAACAAUGCAUGCUGUUCAGUGUAUAAGGAGUGGGGGAGGGAUUUUUCUUCAGUUUGUAAUACUGAGUCCUGAAGUGAGGCUUGAAUUAGUACAGAUAUGCAGGCUGGGCACUACAGAGGUACCUAAAUGAUGAAUAAACCUGAUUUCCAAUUAAUUCUCAGGAAAGGCUAUUUCAACACUUGCAAAAUUUUACUUUUUUUUUUAAACCAAAGGUAAUGUGUUACUGUAUAUGCUUUUCAAAUGGAUAAGGUAUAUUAAUACGUUCCUUCAUUGCUCCUUAAUUUGUCCUUAAUUUCUUUAAUCUAAUUAAUGAGAACCAGGUUUAAAUCCAUCACUGAUGAAAGAAUUGUCUUAGAAUACUCCAUAAAUAUAAUGGUAUAUGGCAUUUUUGUAUAACAACUCUGCUUCUGCCUGUUUUAUGCUUAAAAUAAUCUUGUUUUAUUGGUGUGUAUGUAUAAUUUUUCCCCUCAAAUUGCAGCUACUGUGUAUUUUUGUCUAAUAUGGGUUAGUUGUAUUAUUUGUUUUGGAGUACACAUUAACAUUGUAAAGUACUUGUGUCUGUGUUGACAUAUAGACAUAUAAAAGGUAAUGUCAAGCUACAUAGACGUAUGGCUUUUGGUAUUUGGACUGUAUAUUCCUAAGGUAUUACAUACAUUAAAUUUAUUUUGCACAUUA